AUGAAAGAUGAAAAGUAUUAUAUAUGUAUGUGUGCACACGUUAGUUGUUCAGUCGUGUCUGACUCUUUGCAACCCAUGGACUGCCAGGCUCUGUCCAUGGGACUCUCCAGGCAAAAAUUCUGGAGUGAGUUGCCAUUUCCUUCUCCUAUAUAUAUUUAUAUAUAUUUUAUGUUUGUGUACAUAAGAAGUGGUAAGUUUUAUAAGAAACUGAAAAUAGUUCUCUCUGUUGGGGGAGAGCUGCAGCAAUGGGAGUCACAGGUGGAAAGGACACUUCAUAUCAUUUCAUUUUCUAAUAUUAAAUUUUAA
Messenger RNA from Rangifer tarandus platyrhynchus (Svalbard reindeer), 306 nucleotides. Lineage: Eukaryota; Metazoa; Chordata; Mammalia; Artiodactyla; Cervidae. The record is from the annotation of a GenBank genome assembly.